Messenger RNA from Penicillium vulpinum, 1827 nucleotides. Its product is annotated as inorganic phosphate transporter. Gene Ontology annotation, biological process: phosphate ion transmembrane transport. NCBI's taxonomy places the organism in Eukaryota, Fungi, Ascomycota, Eurotiomycetes, Eurotiales, Aspergillaceae. The record is from RefSeq and is a predicted model, not a curated record. The transcript has 2 exons. Bases 1 to 1827 code for a protein of 608 amino acids. Gene Ontology annotation, cellular component: membrane.
AUGUAUCUCCACCAAUACGAUUACGUCUUUGCCAUCGGCACAUUGUUUGCAAUGCUUGAUGCAUUCAACAAUGGUGCAAACGAUGUUGCCAACUCCUGGGCUACCAGUGUUUCCUCCCGAUCUAUCUCAUAUCGCCAGGCUAUGGUCCUCGGUACAAUUUUCGAAUUCGUCGGAGCUAUCGCUGUCGGUGCCCGUACCGCUGAUACUAUCAAGAACGGUAUCAUUCCCAACGAUGUCUUCAAGGACAACCCAGGUGUUCAAAUGCUUGCCUUCACAUGUGCCCUUGCCGCUGCAUCCUCAUGGGUCAUGUGGUGUACCAAGAACUCCGCCCACGUCUCCUCCACCUACUCUCUCAUCUCCGCUGUUGCCGGUGUCGGUGUUGCGACUGCUGGUGCUUCCAAGGUUCAGUGGGGCUGGAACGAUGGUAAGGGUCUCGGUGCUAUCUUCGCUGGUCUCGGCAUGGCCCCCGCCAUCUCCGGCUGCUUUGCCGCCAUCAUCUUCUCCUUGAUCAAGUACACUGUCCACGUGCGCAGAAACCCUAUCCCCUGGGCCGUCUGGACUGCUCCUUUCUUCUUCCUUGUUGCUGCCACCGUUUGUACCGUCUCCAUUGUGUACAAGGGUUCCCCCAGCCUCGGCCUGAGCAAGAAGCCCGCCUGGUAUGUGGCUGCUGUCACUAUGGGCACUGGUGGCGGUGUCUGCCUUCUGUCUGCCAUCUUCUUCGUUCCUUUCCUCCACGCUCGCGUGAUCAGGAAGGACCCCAGUGUCAAAUGGUGGAUGGUCAUCCAGGGCCCUCUCCUCUUCAACCGCCCCAUGCCCACCGAUUCCGAGGUCUCCACGGUCCCCAACUACGCUGUCGUGCAACAUGAUGAUGAUGAAGACACCCACCUGCCCAUCGAUGAGAAGGAGCCCAGGACCGGUGUUGCCUCCAUCCCCAGCUCUACCGAGGAGCGAUCCGUUGAGAAGCUCGAGGCCAACCAGCCCAGCUACCGUGAACUCAUGGACCAGUCCGAGGCCCGUCACAACGCCAAGCUCCUCCGAAGCCGUGGUCCCAUUGGCUGGGCUAUGCGCCUUCUCCGCGACAACCCUCUGGGCCCCGGUGAGAUCUACGAGGUCCGCAACAUGAUCAUCACUCUUAAGCGCAUCCCCGCCCACAUCACUGUCGCUCUUCUCUACGGUUUCCACUACGAUAUCCACUCCGCCCAGUCCGGUAACGAGGGUACUCCCGAGGGUGAGCGCAUGAAGCGUGUCUACGCCAACGCCGCCAAGUACCCCAACGAGGUCGAGCACACCUACUCUUUCAUCCAGAUUAUCACCGCUUGCACUGCCUCCUUCGCCCACGGUGCCAACGAUAUCGGUAACUCCGUCGGCCCCUGGGCUGCCAUCUACUCCGCCUGGUCCACCGGUGAUUACGUCGGUGCCAAGUCCCCCGUUCCUAUCUGGCAGCUCGCUGUUAUGGCCGGUUGCAUUUCCAUCGGUCUUUGCACUUACGGAUACAACAUCAUGAAGGUCAUGGGUAACAAGAUCACCUACCACUCCCCCUCCCGCGGUUCCUCCAUGGAGAUGGGUGCCGCCAUCACCGUCCUGGUCUUCUCCCAGUACUCCCUGCCCGUCUCCACCUCCAUGUGCAUCACUGGUGCCACUGUCGGUGUCGGUCUGUGCAACGGAACCCUCAAGGCCGUCAACUUCCAGCGUGUCGGUCUCUUGUUGUUUGCUUGGAUCAUGACCAUCCCCAUCGCUGGUACCCUUGCUGGAUGUCUUAUGGGAAUUGUCCUCAACGCUCCCCACUGGCUCCCCAUCACUGCAACCGCUGCUACCGCCGCUGCCUAA